AUGGUCGGGUCUUCGCUUGGUUAUGAUCCUCCAGCCAAGCGCGACGAAAUAUUUCAUCGGCUCUCGCGUUUUAUCCUUGUCUACAAGUCCCCUCUGGAAGAGGGUGAAGCUCAGAAGCUUGUCGCAUACUCUACGUUUCGAUUCGACCGUGAAGACGAGGACAAUGUGGUUUAUUGCUACGAACUGCAGGUCGAUGAAAUUAUGCGCGGUGUGGGAAUCGGGCGCAAAUUGAUGGGUUGCCUGGAGUCCGUCGCAGAAGCCUACGGGAUGGAUAAAGUCAUGCUGACGAAUUUAGCCAAUGAGAAGGCCUUUCGGUUCUACAUGCAAUGCGGCUUCAAAGUCGAUGAAUCAUCCCCGUCUCUUUACGGUGAAGAAGUAGACUACGAGAUAUUGUCCAAGGUUGUAUCUGGCGCUGAUUUAUGA
Molecule: messenger RNA, 423 nt
Organism: Coprinopsis cinerea okayama7#130
Lineage: Eukaryota; Fungi; Basidiomycota; Agaricomycetes; Agaricales; Psathyrellaceae
Exons: 4
Coding region: 1-423 (140 amino acids)
Cellular component (GO): nucleus
Molecular function (GO): protein N-terminal-serine acetyltransferase activity; histone H2A acetyltransferase activity; histone H4 acetyltransferase activity
Source: RefSeq, a predicted model, not a curated record